Messenger RNA from Nakaseomyces glabratus, 447 nucleotides. RefSeq names its product Mpp6p (gene MPP6). Lineage: Eukaryota; Fungi; Ascomycota; Saccharomycetes; Saccharomycetales; Saccharomycetaceae. The record is from RefSeq and is a predicted model, not a curated record.
AUGAGUGGGAAAGGAGAGCUUUCUAGCAGAGUCAUGAACAUGAAGUUCAUGAAGUUUAUGAGGCCUGAGGGACAGGACAACAAGGAUGAGGGCACUAGUAAACACACACACUUAGAUGCGUCCAAAUGGGAUCUUAAGAGCAGUGUAAACUCUGAUAGCACUAACAAAAGACGAGUUGUGGUCAAGCGAGCCAGUAAAGCUCUUAAAAUAAUGGAAAAUGUUGGUAUCACCAGUGUCAAAGCAGAAGAUGAUUCAAACAAAAGUAGUGCUCUGCAUGGGAGAAGGAUAUUUGGCGAGAAUAAGAACAAACGUGUGGCAGAGGAGGAGGAGGAAAAUAAGACUGAACAAGAGCCAAAGCAAGAGAAGGAUAUGGACGAGCUUUUCAAGGAAUCCCGAAGAAAUACAAAACCUAAGAAAAAGUCUCACAAGAAACAUAAGAAGGCAUAA